AACACGCGGCCAAGGAAAGUUUUGCUAAUCUGUUCACUCUUUAUUCGCCUGAAAAGAAAAGAGUCGCGGAAUUUAUCUCCCGACAGGCCUGCGUGAACGCUGCCCACCGCCCCAUGCCUCUGUGUGCGGGGACAGGACACAGUUAGCCGGGGGAGUCGAAGAGGAAAGCAGCUAGCGGUUCUGUCCAACAUGGAGGAUGAAGAGGUUGCAGAGAGCUGGGAAGAGGCGGCGGACAGCGGGGAAAUAGAGAGAAGAUUUGAGGCUAAGCUGAAAAUAAAUCAGGAGGCAAAGAAAUCCAGCUUGAGUUCAGGUGGGUCACCUGUGCGAACGGCUAUCGUAAUCCAGGACGACUCUCUUCCUGCAGCACCACCACCACAAAUCAGAAUUUUAAAGCGUCCUACGAAUAACGGUACCGCAGGAAACCCUGCAUCCUCAUCCCGUCCCUCUCAGCAGAUGAAGUCUUUGGCGCAGCGGGAGGCAGAGUAUGCAGAAGCCCGAAAAAGGAUUUUGGGUAGUGCUUCUUCAGAUGAUACGCCUCAGGACAAUCCAUGCCAGGACAGGCCAGUUCGUGUGAGUGCACAGCAACCAUCAGAACCAGCACGUCCAAACAAUCAUGUGAUCCGCCAGCCCACUGGCCCAGACGGCACCUCAGGCUUCCGACUCUGCAGAUAAACAGGGGCUGCUGCUGCAAGGAAUAGGCUCCUCAGAGGGCAUGAGGGGUGGCAGUUACUGGGGUUGUGUGUGGUGUGAAGAGCAGAGUGGUGGGACAAUACUAAAUUUGACAGACAUUAGAAAUAUGAAGAUGCACCGUCAGACGAACUACUCCACCCUCUCUCUACUCUGCUUACUGGCAUGGUCUUUGCCUUUCGCCUUGUCUUCUCCCCCUGUGGAACAACGCAAGGGGCUGGCAGAGGUCAGCCAAAGAUCCAAAACCCCUUCUGUUCCACACUGUGAACAGGCUUUUGCCUCACGUCCCUACACACUGUGAUACUUUGACGUACCAUGAGGUGCCCUAUGAUUCUUACUCUCAUUGGCCGGCCGAGUGCCAGGGCAUCAGGUGUCUGUCCCUUCAGGGAGAGUAAGGAGAGCUUUUGAAUCUGUGGGAUGCCCCCGGAGACGUGCAAACGAGCGAGCUGGCCUUUCCAUUAAAUGAAUUGGUGGGAAGUGGAGUUAGUCAUGGCUGUGUGUCCACCGGGAAGCUGGGUUCAGUGGAAAUAAAGUUCUUGACAGUGCCGAGAGUUAACUAUGGGUUCAGCAGCUUGAGUUUAAGGUGAUAGAAGGCCAUGCUGAUACAGUGCUUUCAGUAAAAGUGCAUUGUGCUCAGAAGUGUGUUUUAAUUCUGUAGUUGCAUUGCAAUGGGAGCAGCCCAGCCCAGCACUUUCCACAGUCCAGAGGCCUCUGUUUGGCACUGGUGGCUUUUAAAGAAAUGUCCGGUGGGCACACAGCCUGUGGCCAAAGAUUAUAGAUUGAGAGGACAGAGUGUCACUAAAUCUAAGCUUAUUCAAGCAAUAAUAAUGAAAUUACUCCCUGUUUUUGUUUUUUACAUAUUAUGUAAUUAUCUGUGUUUUCUUUUAUUUGAAACAUUGUUUUCUUAAGUUUGUGGGGUUUUUUAGUUUCUGAGACAUGUUUAAGUCAGAAGAUCGGUAGUUUAAAGUGAGUAGUUGCUGUAGCCUGCAUAGACAACUUAAUUGAUAGUGUCACAUUAAAUUUUUAUGAAAAUAGGAAAGGUCUGACCUAUUCAUGAAUUGAAAAUCUGAAGUGCAUAGUGAUGCAUUAAUGUCCCUGCUUGUGUUGCCUGGCUUAGCGUAGCUAAGGUGGAACUUCUCUCAUAGCCAACGG
Messenger RNA from Scomber japonicus (chub mackerel), 1839 nucleotides. Its product is annotated as SUZ domain-containing protein 1-like. The transcript has 4 exons. Lineage: Eukaryota; Metazoa; Chordata; Actinopteri; Scombriformes; Scombridae. The record is from RefSeq and is a predicted model, not a curated record. Bases 190 to 672 code for a protein of 160 amino acids.